AUGUCUUCAAGCGAACAAACCAAGACCCAAGAUGUCACUAUGACCGAGGCUCAACCUCAACCUCAAGAACAAAAACAAGCCAAGAGCAAACAAGGGCUCGAAAAAGUCAUCAAGCAUUACAAGGACAAGCUUGACACCCUGGUAGCCGAAUUCAGCGAGGUGAUGGAGUCUGCAAGCACUGAGCAAAUUCAGCUGCGCCAAGCUGACAUUGCCAAUACGCAGAAGGCUCUAGAUGCAUUCCGCUAUACCUAUGAGCGGGAAUACGGUGAAAAACCGAAACCUGCUAAAAGGGAAAAGGAUGCUAAAAAGACCAAGGAAGGUGGCAAUACCACUACUAAGGUCUCUGAUAGAAUGUCCGCUAAGGAAGUGCCAUUGUUCCAGAUUGCUGGUUUCACUGUGUUCGAUAACAGCAAGGAGGUAUACCCAACUGCUGAGCACUUUUUGAACCGCUUCGAGAAGAUCUUGAAUGCCAACACCAUUGGUUGUAACAAGACUUGGAAAAGAUGGCUACCUUUGGCAGUGCCCCAUGACUUGGAUCAUUGGUUCAAGGAAAAGGUUUUUGCUCGCAAGGGCAUGACUUGGGACCGGGCAUGUAAAAUCAUUCUCAAACGCUUUACUGCUGCGGAUCAGCAAAUGCACAAGGCUAAGGAAGCGUACACCAUGGUGCAAUUACCUGCCAAGUCAGUUGCUGAUUAUGGAAUACGUUUCAUGAAUGCUGCUAGAGAGGGUGGUCUCGAAGACAACCAUAAUUUGGCUAUUCGUUUCCUCACUUCUUUGCAAGAUAGGAUUCAAGAAAACGUUCAGGUGGCAUGGAUUGGUAAACGAGGCAGUCAUAGGCCCAAACGGGUUAGUGAAAUCCUCAAAGUGGCCAAUUCAUUGACCAUUUACAAGCGUAAGCGUGAGGGGGAGCCGCAAUCCAAUGCUAGUAAUAAGAAGUAUUGGUGCCCUCAUCAUAAGCAGUACGUUAAGCAUAAGCCUGCUGACUGCAACCAAGCGGUCAAGUCCAAGCCCAAGGGCAACAAGGCUAAAAGCAAGGCUGAGUCUUUGUGUGAAGAUGGGCUUUGCAUUUAUUGUGGCAAGGAAUGGGAUCCUGAUCAUCGUUGUGACGAAUACCGCGAGGCUAAAAAGAAAAAGCGGGAAGCCAAACGACAAGAAAGGAAGCUCAAUGCCCUUGCUGCUACUGCUGCUACUACUGCUGCCGCCGAUAAUACAAGCAACUCAGCCGAUCCUGAGCCUGCUGCCGAUAAGAUGGAAUCCACCGAUAUGGAUGAAGUCUCUCACCCUGCCGAUGAUGCCAUGGAAGAUGUUUUGAGUGACAUCGAAAAUAUCGAGGACAUCCUCAUUCAGUCUUCUGAAUAA
Messenger RNA from Lichtheimia ornata, 1359 nucleotides. RefSeq lists its product as uncharacterized. The transcript is spliced from 2 exons. NCBI's taxonomy places the organism in Eukaryota, Fungi, Mucoromycota, Mucoromycetes, Mucorales, Lichtheimiaceae. The record is from RefSeq and is a predicted model, not a curated record. The coding region runs from base 1 to 1359 and encodes 452 amino acids.